AUGUCUGGGGCUCACGCAGAGAGCGUGAUUAAAAACAUUAUCCGUGAGAUAGUGCAGCAGUGUGCCGCGAGAGGGCACGCGGUGUCGGACACUCUGGUGGCUUUCAUGGUGAAAGCUGUUGUGCUGGACCCAAGGAAUGGUUUCAAUGUCGAUCGAACACUGACCAAACAAGAUGUCCAGAAACUGGAAGAGCUGUGUCUGGGUAAACUGAUGGAAGAGUGCAGCCCGUCCCUAGACACAAUCAAAAUGCAAGUGUUCUUCGACAUGAAUUACACCUCCCGGCGAGAGUUUCUAGAGGAGAUCCACCGGGUGCUGGAGUCCAGGCUGAGCUCAGUGAGCAGAGAGAUCACUGACAGCAGAGUGAAAACACGAGAGGAAUUUGACGCCUUGUAUUGUAAAAUCAUCACGUACAUCCAGCUGCGCUCCGGCAUGGGCUCACCUACAGAUGACACCGCCCUGAAAGAGGCUACAGCCGCCUUGCAGAGCGUCUUCCCUCAGACUGAGCUGGGAGCCUUCAUCGUCCUCCUGAAGAGAGACAAGGAGCAGCAGCUCAGAGAGCUCACCAUGAUCGUCACAGGGAUCAGACUGUUCAACAAAGCCAGCAAGAAGGGAGGCGAGGAGACUGACCUCCAGGAACUGAUGCCUUCCAUUCUUAAUGAAGCUCUUCCAGUCACCAGUAAGAGCAUAGAAAAGGAGCUGAGUGUGUCACAGACUCUGGCGUGGAGAUACACCUCCGUGCUGGAGAAGGAGUCUGACAGUCAGCCUGCAGAAUGUGACCCCCCCGCCGUCCUGCUCAAACAGGCUCUCUACAACGUCCGGCAGCAUGAAGUCUUUCUCAAAAUGUUACUGGCUGAUGCAUGUUUAUGUGCCAAGCAUGUAGAAAUGCUGCAGACUGCACUCUCGUCACAAAUGAAGCUGCUGAAAGAAACCAUACAGGCAAAGACAGCUGUACCCACUGCAAAUGUUUUUCCGCGCUUUAAGUCCCUGUCAGAGCUGUGGUCUGCGCUGCAGGAUGAGGCUCAGCUGCUGAACAUCCUCAGGAGCAUCCUGCUCAGCCUGCAGCCCUUCACUGCCUCUCAGGCCAAGAUCUUCUCUGAGGCAUGUGUGGACGGCCUGCUGGAGGCGGCAGAGGUGAAGACAGACCAACAGAGAAUGGCUGAGUCGGCAGAUGAGCGUAUAGUCCCAGCUGAGAUGAACACACAGGAGUGGCUCCUGCCUGAAACCACAGCCAGCUUUGAUGAGCUGCCGCUGCAGUAUAACGGAGUCUGUGGCUACUCUCUAGUGACCAGAGACGGGCUGCUACUCCCAGGUUACCCACACAUCGGAAUCUUUAAUCACAAGGAGAAGCUCUAUGUGUUUAGCUCCAAAGAAGCAGCAUUAAGAUUUGCCUCCAGUCCGGGGGACUUCAUUGCAGAGGUAGCAGAGAAAGCCAAGCUCUCCCCUGAACUCAUCCAGCUCCUCCAACUCCACCGACAGUUCUCCUGCGUCAGUCCUUACUCAGAGUUGCAGCCAGGAGAGAGUUUAUUGGUGAAGCCUAUCACUAAGUGUGAGAGCGGCACACAGACAGACAUCCACCCAUUGGAGACAAACAUCGACAAGUCAUACGAGUGGAAUGAGUGGGAGCUGAGAAGAAAAGCUAUCAAACUGGCUGAUCUGCGGACCAAAGAGACACGGUCGAUGCAGACUGAUCUGAGCCACAUGAGGCGGGAAAACGUCACGCAGACCUGGCCGCCCAAAGAUGCUGCCACUCAGAGCAAGAGAGACGGGGACAGCAGCGUGCCCAGACCUCAGGUGUACCUGGCCGGCCUGAGGGGACAGAGAGACGCACACGUGGUCAAAACAAACCUGACCCGGCCCGUGGACCAAUAAACAGGGAUCUGAAAGAAAAAAAACAUCAAAAUAAAAGUUAGUGUAAGCAUGUUUUUGUUUUUAUUCAUUCUGCUUUUGAUGAGGACUGGAGGACUUUAUAAAAUACAAAAGCAUAGCCAGAUAAUGUACCGGUUAAAGUGUUCCUAUUUCUUUCGUUUUAUGCAGUAUAUAUGUAGCGAAGGAUUUCAGAGCGUUUCAAAUUGGAAUGUUUUAAAUGCAUGCACAUUCGCAGGCUAGUAAUCUGUGUAGGCUGGAACAUAAGACAAGUACUAAAACUGAAGUCUACCAUUCUUUAUUGGUCUGAAAGUAUGACAAGACUGUGUUUUUGCACCAGUGUUUUUAUGUUUGUUUCACCCCCUUACUUGGUCUAAAUUUGCUCUUACAUUAAAACAAAAAACAUGAAUGUUCAGCAAAUAUGUAUUAACACCCUUCUACGCUGUAAACAAUGUCUCAGAAUACUGGUUUACAUGAAUAACUGCAGUGAAUAUACAAAUAAUACACACUGAUAAUGCAUUCCAAAAUGAUAAUGUUGCUGAUUUGAUGGUGUGUAUUCUCUGAUGGAUGAACAUCAUCUAGGCUUACCCAUUCAUUUCAUAUGGAGGUCAUUUAUGACUGGGAACAAAGUUGAAUAAAGCACUCAGAAUUCAAUGAAAGUGGUGAUCAGCAAUAUUACAUGUUCCAGCGCCUACUGUGGAGGAUAUCAUAAGACGUUGAAGCAUCAUGUAAAACACAAUAUUUAUGAUUGAUGAAAGUAGUACAUUGGUAACAAAUUGGCCCUAACACGACAGGAGGGUUAAC
Trematomus bernacchii (emerald rockcod) is the source of this 2667-nucleotide messenger RNA. RefSeq names its product cilia and flagella associated protein 206 (gene cfap206). The transcript is spliced from 12 exons. Gene Ontology annotation, biological process: regulation of cilium beat frequency; regulation of flagellated sperm motility; sperm axoneme assembly. Gene Ontology annotation, cellular component: axoneme; ciliary basal body. NCBI's taxonomy places the organism in Eukaryota, Metazoa, Chordata, Actinopteri, Perciformes, Nototheniidae. The coding region runs from base 1 to 1869 and encodes 622 amino acids. The record is from RefSeq and is a predicted model, not a curated record.